Molecule: messenger RNA, 1118 nt
Organism: Camelina sativa (false flax)
Lineage: Eukaryota; Viridiplantae; Streptophyta; Magnoliopsida; Brassicales; Brassicaceae
Source: RefSeq, a predicted model, not a curated record
GAAGCCACAUGCAAAGUCUUGAGCGUUGAGGAUCCGCCAUUAAUGCUAUCUCCCAUUUAUCAUAACAAAAUUAUUGAGUCUUCUUUUUGAAAUGUAAAAAAGACAGCAGGUGAGACGUGAGUAGCUACGGAGUUAAAGACGUGUAGUCGUGUAGAGAGAGAUAAGCUUGUAUCAUCACUUUCUUAGCCGCGUUGCCAACAGUUUCAAAAUUAUUGUGAGAAACUAACGAACUAAUUCUUGAUUAUUUUUUUUCAUUUUCUUUAGAGAACGUGAAACAGAUUAUCAGAUUUUGGUUAGACGAUGAAUCAUCCUUAAACGUACUAACAAGGAAUAUAAAAGGCUUAGAGAGGCCAUUCUUUUUUUCUUUUUUUUUGGGUCAACCAGAGAGGCCAUUCGUUUGAGUAUUAUUCAGUCACAAGCUUCUCGUCUUUUUGCAUCGCCGUCUAGGUAAAAGGUUUUCUGAAUUUCUCUGCACGGCAAAGGUCAUGGCUCCGUCUACGGCUCAGAGCAAGAAGCAGUUAAAAAGGUCUAUGACCAAGAAAUCAUACGCAUGGAGGUGGGAUAGUCACAUUUGUCCCAAGAACUCAAAAUGGCUUAUAGAGAAUCUAGAGAAGAUGGAUGACCGAGUGAAACACAUGUUGAAUGUGAUUGAAGAAGACUCAGACUCUUUUGCCAAGAAAGCUCAGAUGUAUUAUCAGAAGCGUCCCCAGUUAAUUCAACUUGUUGGGGAAUUUUACCGCAUGUAUCGCACAUUAGCUGAGCGUUAUGAUCAAGUUAGCGGUGAACUUCAGAAGAAUCAUCAUUCACUUGAGAUCCAGUCACAGAGCUCUUUUGAGAUAUCAUCUCCUACACAAGAGAUGUUGAGUCGCAGUCAGUCUGGUCAUAAAGAAGAAGAAGAUUCAUCAUCUUUGACAGAUAUUGUAAAUUUAACUCUCUUUUCUUUUUUUUGUCACAUCAUCAUCAUGGUUUAUGUUUUCUCAACCAUUGACUAGGCUUCUAAAUUUGUAUUCAUGAUAAGUUUGUUGAAGGUUGGUUUGAUCACUUUUUCUAUAUCUAUUAGGUAACAACCCGCACCAUAUGCGGGAUAAAUUGAUUAAUAAAAAUUAUUAUAAGUAAAA